CGCACAACUCAUUGUCCAAGCAGGACCCCGUGUUUCCUGUACUGCCAGUUCAAUGCAUAGGUCGCUUCCGGCGCUGAGGUGCAAAUUCCUCUGCAGUGGACCGGGUGUCCCGUUAUCUGUGGAGAACGCUGCAGUCAGCGGUACGGACUGCAGGGCUGGCUGACAACCUGCGGAAGGACUGGCACGGUUCAUGCACUUCUCACGUAACACCCCGAAGAAUCUACACUUACCGGUCAAGCUAGUGUUUUAUCAUGAUGACUUGACAGCAGAGGAACAUACGCUGUUUUCCGACAUUUGGGAGGUUUUCGGAGCCAGCGCUACGAGUCUGUCACGUGUUAGUCCGUGUGGAGGGCGGCUUGGGUUCACGCGACCCUUCUCACUCCAUCGCCAAUUUUCGGUUGACCGUGACGAUGGUGGUGUGAGUCGCAACUUUGAGGAGGGGAUUCAUAAGCGGAACUAAAAUAAUUAUGGCGCCAUCACACUCAGGGAUAGGUGUACUGUUCUGUCGAGUUAUAUCCCGAAGAAACGUAUCCAAGUAACGUUUUAUCAAGUGCUCUAUUAAAUAAUGGACCCCGCACCUAGACUGUAGGAAUCUCAUCUCUGUCUCCUUGAGCGCUGUUGCUGAAGUUCCUACAUUGCCAAAAUAAAAUGGAAAAUUAAGGUGAAGGGCUGGCUUUGAGACAGCUGUGGAAUUAUCUCGAUAUCCACAGAGGAGGGUAUGACGCCGAAAUAGAGAACAGUCCUCUGUGAAUUAUUUCCUCUGCUUCAGCACCGGUCGUCAUGCUGCCUAAAGAGCACAACAGUGAGCCCAAGGCAGCCAAGCUCAGCCUGUUUAAGAGGAAUGAUGCUCUGAACGCCCGGGCCAAGAAGGAGAAGGAGGUGCAAUUCGUGGCCCCCCCAGAUGGCGGCUGGGGCUGGAUGGUGGUCCUGCACUGCUUCCUGGUGAACGUGCUGGUCAUGGGAACCCUGAAGAGCUUUGGGAUCUUCUUCGUGGCAUUCCAGGACGAGUUCGGCGGCACGGCCGAGAGCAUCAGCUGGAUCGGCUCCAUCAUGUCCAGCCUGCGUCUCUCCGGAGGUCCCUUGGCGUCUGUGGCGUGCGCCAAGCUGGGGAACAGGGUGACUUCCAUAGCUGGGGCGAUGCUGGUCAGUGUUGGUUUCCUCAUGAGCAUCUUCGCCACGAGCGUGGUCUUCCUCUACAUCAGCAUGGGGCUGGUUGUCGGCCUUGGUUUUGCCCUCCUGUACCAAGCCACUUCUGUUGUCACGGCAACAUAUUUCCGUAAGAGGUUAGCAACAGCGUACUCCAUUGGGCGGUCAGGGAUGGGCUUGACCUUUGCCCUUGCCCCCUUCACCCAGCUGCUGCUGGAACAGUAUGCCUGGCAAGGAGCUCUGCUGAUCCUUGGAGGCCUCAUGUUGAACCUGGUGGCAUCUGGAAUGCUGCUGAGACCCAUUUACCUGAAGCCGUCAGCCCCGCCUUCCUCAACCUCAUGCUCAUCCCUCCAGAAAAGCCCCCUCAUUGGUCCAGAGAAGGUAAAGGACCGCCCUCAGAAUGGGUGCUGCCGUAACGGAUCCACGCCGUUAACCAACGGCAUCGCCAAGUCUGACUCGGAACCCGCCGCCCCGAUGCCCCUGCAGUGGGAUACAGAGACCCCGGAGAAGGUCGACUCACCCGGUGGGGGUCAGAGACGCCUCUCACCUCCUUCAAACCCCGAGCUGACCAAGUUGGUCCAGAACGGGGUGAAUGGACAUGUCCAGGAGACGUCCCCCACCCUCACGGACCCACCCGGGCCCGUGUGUCAGAAUGGGGCCCCCAGUCCGAAUGGUUCCGCCAUCUUGGGACUUUCCUCUCCAAAUGGCACCCAACCGGUGGACAAGCCGGUUCUGCCGGUUGCAAAGAAAAACAAAAUCCUUGACUUGUCGCUGUUGAAGAACCCGUUCUUUUGCAUCUACACCUGGUCCCUGGUGUUCAGUCAGCUGGCCUACUUUAUCCCGUACUUCCACCUGUCAGCCCGCGCCAGGAACCUUGGCAUCGACGCCAUGGAUGCCUCCUUCAUCAUCUCAGUGGCAGGCAUCACGGAGACCAUAGCCCAGCUGGGCUCCGGCUGGCUCGCGGACAAGAACCUGUUCCACAAGUACCAGUACCACAAAGCCUACCUGAUCCUGUGCGGAGUGGUCAACCUGUUUGCCCCGCUGGCCGACACCUACGCCCUGCUCAUGGUCUACGCCGUCUUCUUCGCCGUCUUCUGUGGCGGCUACAUGGCGUUGCUCCUGCCCGUCCUGGUGGACCUGGUUGGACAAGAAAAGCUGAACAACUCAAUGGGAUUCUCCAUGUUCUUUGUAGGCCUAGGCUGUCUCACCGGACCUCCGCUUGCAGGUUUCCUAUACGACUACACCCAGACCUAUGACUGCUCCUUCUACCUGGCUGGGGUGUGUUAUCUGCUCUCCUCCAUCUCUCUCUUCCUGGAACCAGUAGCGAGGAGGUGGGAGAGCAGGAGGAAGAAACGGGAGGCGCAAAACACUGACACCAGCUGGAAGACCAACGGCUGUUUCUGCCCAGAGGCAGAGCUUCCUGUCCAGAAGGACGGCAAUGGCGUGGUCUAGAAAGGGCUGCCUCACCCUAGCCAGUGCAUUUGGUUUCUUGGACGUUAUGGGAAGACUGCAUGCCAAAUAACCAUUGGGGGUCCACCACGAUUCAGCAACUUCCAAGGUUCUUAGAACAUUUUGUGUUUGCUGGGACGUUACCAUAGUGCCCAGGUCUUUUCAGUCAGCUUGGCAUUAAGGCUGUGGAGGGCUGGGUUGGCUUCCAGUUCCUGAUAUGUGCCAUUCAGGGGACACUUGACAAUUUUCCAAAGCAAUUCCCAGACUUACAGUACAGCAAGUCCAUUUUUCUAUGAUUUUUUCCCCCUAUAAUAUCCCAGCAGGAAUCGAACCCACAACCUUAGUGUUGCUUGAGACACAUUUGACUGUGUAGAGGGAGGUCUGUGUUGGCUGCUCUCAGUCUAAUUCUCUCCUUAAUAUAAAGGAUGGUCCUCCAUUUGCCAACUGUGACAGUUGGACUUAAGUCAACCUUUGUUUUGGGAUGGACUGAAAUGACCCUGCAGCUUCAGAGAAAUCCUAUGAACCUCACUGCAGCAAUUAUGCUACCACAGCAAAAUGAAUAGCCUACUGGUUGUGGAUAUGUUUUAAAGCAGUCCAUAAAACGGCAAGGAACAGAAUAUCUUGUUUAGUAAAGUUUUGAAUAUAAACCAAAUUUUAACUAAUACAGUGUCGUUUGAUCCCCCAUGUCCUCUAUGGCUUCACCUCACACCUGCUACAGAAAUCAGAAUCACCUUCUAUUGUCAAAUACAUUUACAUACUGUACAUAUUGAAUUUGAUUUGGUGAAUCGGUGCUGCCAGGUCGGCCAACAACCUGAUACAGACACCCAAUGUAGUGUUGACUAAUGUGACCGGAAUACUGUAUUGAAUGGAACGUAACCUCUGACACAACACAGCCACAGUUCUCUCUUCAAUCACAAACGAUUGCCCGUGUGUUACAGGUAGAAACCAUAACACCCUGCGGGCACAACCCGGAGAUGAGCCCUGUUCAACAGACGCCCGGUGUACCUUUACACAGAAACAGGCCUUUUGUAAAUGGUUUGGCUUAUUUACCACAAACCAAACAACUUGUAUAUGUACAUGAACCAUAUGAUCUGGGACAAGGGGGGACGGGGGGGGGUUCCCCCCCCAAAAAGAAAUAUUAUGCCACAGAACCCUCUUUCCCAGGCCCAGUCGCUAUAGCCAACUGGUGGACUGGAUCUCCAUCCCCACCGAUCAGUCCUAUUUCUAUAGUACCAUAAGGCGUCUGCGUCAGAUUGUUUUCUGCCGUCGUGUCAGCAUUCGGUGUGAAAAUCGCCCCGUCGAAGCAGGCAAGGACCAAGCUCCAUGCUGGUGGAACGGAUCAAACAGGAUGAAACGCCGGGGUUCACUGCGUACAUAUACGUGGUGGACGGCCGUGUCAGUUGGGGCCGUUUUACUGUGUAAACUGUAACCAAGUGCUUUUGGAGGACAGACGCUCUGUUUGCUGAGUGCCAAUCAGUUACCAGGACUAGGCACUCGGACAGUGAUUUGCCGACUACAACCUACAUAAUAUAUCUUCUUUAGCUGGCACUACCAACACACUAGAGACUGUAGGGAGAUUACAUGAAAGGCUGUUGUGGGCUUCUGCAGGCUUCCCCGGGCAAUCGGAAUGGCAAUGCAACAAAUGACAGCGGAUGAAAAAAAAAAGUUUUUACUUGUUUUAUAGAUAUUUUUUAUGCUGUAAAUCGGUUUUUGUUUUGUGAGUCUUGUCAAUUGUUUAUCACCACGAUUUGCCUUUAUUAUGAAGAGUUGUAUCUUUACUAACUUUCCUGUUUAAUGUGAGCCAAAGACACAUUCAUAAUCUACACCACAAAACCUCUGAAGAGAUACUAAGUAUAAUACAGUACUAGAUGAAUAUUAGCUCAACAUUUUCAUACAGGUAUUCUACAGGAAUACUACAUAAAACAUUUUGGUUACUUCACUGUCCUUCACCACAUUGUCUUCUGUAUGCUUUGUUGCCUGGAUACAGAAUGUAGCCUAGUUCAGUAUUCGGUGUGUGGAACUGUGCUUGUCCAUGGGUUAUUGCUGACCAGUUCUUGGUUCCAGGCACAAAAAUAACUGUUCAUGAACCGCAGAUGUGAACUUAUUUUUAUGUUUGUUUUCUACCGCCCUCUAUUGGCGCAAAAAGGCUUCGGCUCAAAGAAUGCGGCAUCAUUAACUAGCACCAAAUCUCUCUUCCUCCUCAAUGCACUCUCACAAAGUCCCUCAGACAGCCUGGCUGCCUGCACAGCUUUGCAUUGUUUCAGGACAUUGUGCCGUACACCGUUAUGCGCACACAACAGUCCUACUCGCUCCUGAAAUGGUUGCCCAGAGAGCUCUGUGUUCCAAGUCCAGAAAGGCACACUAUUCCCCCUGUCGAGCACUACUUUUGACCAGAGUCCCACAGGUUCUGGCUCGGCGUAGUUCUCCAGGAAUAACGGGGCCGUUUGGGACCAAGCAAGCGUUCGCUGCCUUUGAGUAAGAUUUCCAAGAAGCGAUUGAGGGCAACCAAUAUAAUGAAUCAUGUGUUAAAAAUAUGUUGCCGCUUUGACGGUGGUGUCGGGGAAAUCCCGCGGCUGCAGAAAACAAGGAUGCAUAUUGGGUCGAUGUUCCACGGGACAAACGAAGAGCGUUGAACCCAGAUUUUGGCCGUCACACGGAACAGUGCGAAGGGAGAACAGGGCACCUGAGCAGAGACCGUGUGACUGUACAAGCAGUCUGGGACCUCCCACAAUACCUGUGGCGCUGCUAGUGGCAACCUCAUUAUGCUGAGUCUACCUUUGAAAGUGAAUUGUUAUGACAUUUUUGUCUUUCCUGAAGCCUGUGUUGUGUAUUAUAGUAGGGGCCCAACCUUUUCCAUGCCCUUUUAAACAUACAGUUUACACCUAUAAUAAUAAUUAUAGGAACGAUUGUUUACUAUGUUUAAAGAAGCAUUUUCUACAAGAUUUGUUCUCAGUAGAUGUAUUUGAAAUGUGCAACCCAUGGACACGAAUAGUCACCAAGCAAAGUGACUGUGCAGGUAUAUAUUGGCAACAUCUACUUAUGUUAAAUAUGUGCAUGAUGUGGAUGUUUCAAUUAUAUUCAGAUUGCAAUAAUAAUAAUGUCUUGUUCAACCUCUAUUGCCAAGAUGACAGCUUUCACAUGAAUGUAGGUUUCAGCCAGGUGUAAUGUUUGAUUAAAGGUUACUAGAAAACCUUGCUUAACCAAUCACAUUCGUAACAGUCAUUUCCUGACUAGCGUGUAAAUGUGCAGUUUCUUUUGCAAUUUUUGUACACCUUUUAACAGACUGUAAAAUCUGCUUCAAUAAAGUCAUGCGAAAGGCA
Messenger RNA from Esox lucius (northern pike), 5915 nucleotides. It is a transcript of the gene slc16a4, whose product is annotated as solute carrier family 16 member 4. Gene Ontology annotation, molecular function: monocarboxylic acid transmembrane transporter activity. The transcript has 11 exons. NCBI's taxonomy places the organism in Eukaryota, Metazoa, Chordata, Actinopteri, Esociformes, Esocidae. Bases 781 to 2598 code for a protein of 605 amino acids. The record is from RefSeq and is a predicted model, not a curated record. Gene Ontology annotation, biological process: monocarboxylic acid transport; transmembrane transport.